AUGCCGCACAUCAUCUCUCGAACACCCAGGAUGGCCCAGAGCGGGCGUCCUUCAUGUCUGCCUGCAGGCAAGAACACCGCUUCGAGUGUCACUCGAGUGAUAGUGAAGACACCAGGCAAGCAGGAAGACUUUAUGAUAGCUGAUGACACCUCGGUGAGGCAGUUCAAGGAGAAGCUAUCGGCUCACUUUAAAUGCCAAGUGGACCAACUCGUGCUGGUCUUCAUGGGCCGCCUUCUCAAAGACCAUGACACACUGAGCCAGAGGGGCAUCCUGGAUGGCCACACCAUCCACUUGGUCAUCAAGUCCAAACACAGCUCCAGAUCCCUAGCCCAUUCCUCCCGGAAACCGUCGACCGAUGAGCCCUGCCACCAGGACAAAAACACCAAAGGAAACAGCAGUGGGGUACACCAACCUGCCGGUGCGAAUCACAGUCCAGUGGAAUCAGCUGUAUCCGCAGAGCCUGGCGUGCCCAGGGUGCAUACCCAGGGCCUGGAAGUGCUCAGUCUGGAGCGCAUAGCACAGAUACUGGAGAAUCCUGGCAUCCAGCAGCUUCUGUCUAACACAGACUUCAUGAGACGGUUGAUCUCAGAACACCCAGACAUGCAACAGUUGAUGCAGCAGAACCCAGAGGUCUCACACAUCUUUGACGAUUCUGAUGUCCUAUGGCAGACUCUGGAGCUGGCCAGGAAUCUUGCCGUGAUUCAGGAGAUAUUGCAGAUCCAGCAACCUGCACAGAAUCUCGAACAUCCAUCGGACCCACAGUCACAUGUGGGCUCAGAGACCACCCGAGGUGAAGACAAGGCCCUGAGUCAGAACUCCGCUGAUUUCAAUGACCAAAUGCUCAGUAGCUCACAUGAUCCAUUUGGGGGCAACCUUUUCACAGCUCUCCUGGGAGGACAAGUGCCAGAGCCGGUCCAGUCCUCACCCACAUCUCCACCACCACCGCAGGAGUGGCAGGAACAGCUCCCACAGCUCCCUACAGCCCAAGUCAUCUACGCCAGCUCUCGUGAUUUAUCUUCAACCGCCUCAGCCAGUGCUACCCCCAGCAAGGCAAACCAGACUUCCAGGGCCAAUACUGCCGCCAGCUCCACCUACGGCUGGAGUCAUACUUGUGACAUUGAGCAGCUAACUGGGGCACCAGCCAUACCCAGCAUAGAGCUCACCCAGCAGCCCCAGGCAGAAGACAAAGAUGCCACCACCUCUCUAGAUAGCUCUGAUCAGAAAUUAGAGGAUGACCUCCGGCUGCUGGAUGAGCAGACUGGCUCCCAGAUCGCCGGAAGCAUGACGCAGGUGCUGUUGAACAACCCCUCCCUGGCCGCCCAGAUGAUGCUGUGCAUGAGUAUGCCCCAGCUGAGUGAGCAGUGGAGGCAGCAGCUGCCCGCCCUUCCACAGCAGACACAGCUUUCUGAUAUGCUUACAGCCCUAGCCAACCCUAAAACGUCACAAGCGAUCCUGCAGAUCGAGCAGGGCCUGCAGCUGUUGGCCACCGAGGCUCCCGUUCUUCUACCUUGGGUUGCUCCCUACCUAUGGGGCCUGGGCUGGCUUCCUGCACCCAGCUGCAGCUACCCUGACACAGUGCCCGGGGCCUGGGAUGUGCCAGAUAUGGAGGAGCCUAAAGGGCCCGAGUCCUGCCACAAGUCUGGAACGGUCCUGCAGAGUCUACAAUCCCGAGCUGGAGACCCUUCCCACCUCCUGCAAGCCCCUGAGAUUCGUUUCAGCAAGCAGAUGGAAUCUCUGCAUGCCAUGGGGUUCGGGAAUCACCAAGCCAACUUGCAGGCCCUCAUUGCCACCGAGGGAGACACCAGUGCAGCCGUCCAUAAGCUCAGGAGAUCUCAGGGAUCCUAA
This is a messenger RNA of Camelus dromedarius (Arabian camel), 1845 nucleotides long. It is a transcript of the gene UBQLNL, whose product is annotated as ubiquilin like. Gene Ontology annotation, cellular component: cytosol. The coding region runs from base 1 to 1845 and encodes 614 amino acids. NCBI's taxonomy places the organism in Eukaryota, Metazoa, Chordata, Mammalia, Artiodactyla, Camelidae. The transcript has a single exon. Gene Ontology annotation, biological process: ubiquitin-dependent protein catabolic process. The record is from RefSeq and is a predicted model, not a curated record. Gene Ontology annotation, molecular function: polyubiquitin modification-dependent protein binding.